Hippoglossus stenolepis (Pacific halibut) is the source of this 6078-nucleotide messenger RNA. RefSeq names its product neuronal PAS domain-containing protein 3. The transcript is spliced from 13 exons. NCBI's taxonomy places the organism in Eukaryota, Metazoa, Chordata, Actinopteri, Pleuronectiformes, Pleuronectidae. Gene Ontology annotation, molecular function: protein dimerization activity; RNA polymerase II transcription regulatory region sequence-specific DNA binding; DNA-binding transcription factor activity, RNA polymerase II-specific. The record is from RefSeq and is a predicted model, not a curated record. Gene Ontology annotation, biological process: regulation of transcription by RNA polymerase II. Bases 766 to 3942 code for a protein of 1058 amino acids.
CGCCGGCAUACCGACACACACUUUGCUGUAUCACUGGAUCACUCCGGUGUCAUUGCCGAGCUCGUGCUGAUGAGAGCCGCGCGCUCAUGCUCCCACUGACCGACUGACCGACCGACUGCGCUCCUCCCUCAGACCCACACACCGGGACACCGGGACACCAGGCGGAGGACGGCCGGGGACGGGAUGCCUUUCUCGGAAGGAGAGCCGGCGGCGGUGCCAGCGUGAGAGCCAGAGGAGCGGGGGGUGGACUCCGGAGCUUCGGCGCCGGGAGACGACAACACGGACGCGGCUGAUGGUCUGUGUCUAACCGGCGAAAGAAUCACCUCUUCCACGCACUGAUCCAGUGAGUGUCGAGCGGUGCGAGACAGGAGAAGGACACCGAGCGCACCGGAGACACCGGGGCCAUGAUCCGGAGCUGCGCGGGGGCUUCCUGUGAAGGAUAGAAGCCAGAAAGAAGAAGAAAAAGAAGAAGAAGAAGAAGAAGAAGAAAGAGGUUUAUGAUCUGUUCUGCUCGUGCAGCAUCACUCAGCCUGUUCGGGCAUCGAUCCAUUGGUCGGUGACUGUUUGUUUUACGCACUGGGACCAUGAUCCGGAUUUGCUCCAGAGUUUCAUCCGAAGGUUAGAGACGGAAAGGAGAAUUAAAACCUAAAUAAGAGAGUUGGUCUUCUAUCGCAGAAUCGGACUCGACCCAGUGAUCUGUGACUGUUCUGUGUGGAGGAGGCUGGUGAAGAGACUCGGGAGCGCGUCGGAGAGACGACCGGGACCAUGAUCAGGAUCUUCCCGGAUUUCAGCGUCCAGGUGACGGCCUCGGCGGCCGGAGGACCCGGGGGCGGCGGCGGCGGCGGGAUGGUGACCGGACCCCAGCUGGGUCGGUUGCCGGGCCCCGGAGCCACGAACGGGACCCCGCAGGGCGUCCAGGGACUCACCGGCUACCAGCAAAGUGACCCCUACUGGGAGCGGCCAGCUAAUGCAGGCAGCUGCUCCGCCGCCCGGCCCAAGACCCUUCACCUGGCCGGCCAGCAGCAUACCUCCUCGCCAUGGCUGCAGGCUCUGAGGAAGGAGAAGUCACGUGACGCCGCGCGGUCGCGGCGGGGGAAAGAAAACUUUGAGUUUUACGAACUGGCCAAGAUGCUGCCGCUGCCGGGCGCCAUCACCAGCCAGCUGGACAAGGCCUCCAUCAUCCGGCUCACCAUCAGCUACCUGAAGAUGAGGGACUUCGCCAACCAGGGAGACCCGCCGUGGAACCUGCGCAUGGAGGGGCCGCCGCCCAACACCUCCGUCAAAGCUAUCGGUUCCCAGCGGAGGAGGAAUCCCAGCGUCGUCGCCUCGGACAUCUUCGAACCUCACCUGGGCAGCCACAUUUUACAGUCUCUGGACGGGUUCGUAUUUGCAGUGAACAAGGAGGGACGCUUCCUCUACAUCUCUGAGACCGUCUCCAUCUACCUGGGACUGUCACAGGUGGAGCUGACCGGCAGCAGCUCGUUCGACUACAUCCACCCCGGCGAUCACGUGGAGAUGGCGGAGCAGCUCGGCAUGAAGCUCCCCCCCGGCCGAGGGCUGUCUCUGUCCCAGGGAACCGUCAACGAAGACGGGGCGUCCUCGGCCUCGUCGUCGUCGCACUCCGAGACUCCGGAACCAGUGGAGUCCAGCAGUCCCAGCCUCUUGGCCCCUGAUAACAUUCUGGAACGCUCCUUCUUCAUCCGGAUGAAGUCGACGCUCACGAAGAGAGGAGUUCACAUCAAGUCCUCGGGAUUCAAGGUGAUCCACGUCACCGGGCGUCUGCGCAUCAGGAUGACGCUGACGCACAGCCGCUCAGUGCCCAUUCAGAUCAUCGGGAUGGUGGUGGUGGCUCACGCGCUGCCGCCGCCCACAAUCAACGAGGUUCGCAUCGACUGUCAAAUGUUCGUCACCCGAGUGAACAUGGACCUGAAGAUCAUCUACUGUGAGAACAGAAUCAACGACUACAUGGACCUGACCCCUGUGGACAUCGUGGGGAAAAGGUGCUACCAGUUCAUUCAUGCUGAGGACGUGGAGGGAAUCAGACAGUGUCACCUGGACUUGAUGAAUAAGGGUCAGUGUGUGACAAAGUACUACCGAUGGAUCCAGAAGAACACCGGCUACAUCUGGAUCCAGUCCAGCGCCACCAUCGCGAUCAACGCCAAGAACGCCAACGACAAGAACGUCAUCUGGGUCAAUUACGUCCUCAGUAAUCACGAGUAUAAAGACACGCCCAUUGACAUUGCACAGCUGCCGAACCUGCCCGAGAAAACCUCUGAAUCCUCGGAAACCUCCGACUCUGAGUCCGAGUCCAAAGAAAACUCAGACAAUGAAAACACCAAGUCUGAGGGGAAGCUCGGCCGCCAGUCGGAACGCAGUGAGGACCCAGAGACCGACAGCAAGCGGCAACAGCAACCCGGCCAAUCACAUUGCUCCUCUGAACAGGAAAUGAAACGUCAGGAAGAAGGUGAAAGUUCGAGUAACCCUGAGAGCCAAGACAGCGAUGACAGUCUGGAACCUUCAGAUGGAGAAGGAGAGGAGCAAGAGGAGGCAGGGAGGGGAGGAGGAGGAGGAGGAGGAGGAGGAGGAAGGCUGGCAAGGUUAACAGGACUGGGAGGGUUAGGCGGACUGGGCUCCAUCGGAGGACUUGGUAAUCUGGGUGGACUCCAUAUUAAAGUAGAGCACUACGGAGAGGGGGAAGAACUGCAGCUGCACAACUCGCAAACUUCUUCGUCUGAGGAGGAAGAUGAGGAGGAUGAGGAGGAUGAGGAGGAAGAAGAUGGAAGCAUGCAAAACUGCGACAGCGCCAACGUUGGAAGCAAGCUCCAGAAGCGGCGGAAGAGGAGGAAAGUGCAGAAAUGGGACGGAUCACAAAGUAAGAGAAUCCGUCUGUCCACACCCUUGCCCAGCCCCGUCGCCAUGGGAGAUACCACACCGCUGGCUGACCCCUCCCAGGCCACGUCCACCACCUCCUCCCACCUCCUCAGCUCCUCUGGCUCCCCAAACAGCGCAGGGGUGACGUCCUCGGUCCUGAAAAUCAAGACUGAGAUGGCAGAGCCCAUCAACUUUGACAACGACAGCAGCAUCUGGAACUACCCACCCAACAGAGAGAUUUCCAGAAACGAGUCUCCGUACAGCAUGACUUCAAAACCGGCUCCAGGAUCCCAUGAGACCUUCCCCUCACCCCAGGGAGGCUCUCUCCAGGUGUCCAUCCCUGACUCUGUCCUCACCCCUCCUGGAACUGAAGGAGGAGCUGGAGGAGUGAGGAAGCCUCCUUAUAACGGGAGCUCUGCUCCGUCCUCUGCUUCGAGUGCUGCGAGUUUAGCACCUCCAUCCAGCGCCUCCUCUGCUGACCCGUUGUCACCCCCUCUCUCCGCCUCUCCACGGGACAAGCAACAAGGCACUCCCACCACCUCCUCUUCUUCUUCCUCCUCAUCUUCCUCAUCAACCUCUUCCUCUUCACUGCUGUAUUCGGGUGACCUCGAGGCUCUACAGCGUCUGCAGGCUGGUAAUGUCGUGCUCCCACUGGUCCACCGUGUCACAGGGACACUGGCCCCAACCAGCACGACGGCUCCACGGGUUUACACCACUGGGACUAUCAGGUACGCACCAGCGGACGUCACCCUGGCCAUGGCACAAGGGAACCUCCUUCCCAAUGCUGCUAUGAACUUUGUAGACAGCUCGGGGUUCGGCCUUGACCCUAAGACACCCAUGGAGAUGCUCUACCACCACGUCCACAGGCUCAAUAUGUCGGCAGCAGCAGCCGCCGGCCCGUUUGUCGGAUCGCCGUCGGCAACGGGCGGGAACGGCGCCCUGGGAGGCCAGAUGCCGACGGCAGCCAACGUUUUCACGACGGCAGAGGGACUUUUCUCAACGCUACCGUUUCCAGUGUACAGCAAUGGGAUCCACACCACACAGACAACUCUGGAGAGGAAGGAGGAUUAAUGCAAAACGUUCUAGACCGCAUUACUGUGUUUCCGGAAUCAACAACUGUGUCAAAGUAAAAGACAACUCACUAGUAAAAAAAAAAACUUUGCUUGCUAUCCUUUAUCAGCACAGUGCAGCACUGUGUGUCCGAGAGGGGAGGAAGGACAGGGAAGGAUGACAAACGUACUCUAGCACUUUGAAUCUGAGCAACUGAGCUUGUGUAAUAGAAUGACCCACGAAUAUCACCCCCUUUUUCUAUCUUAUUUCUCUCUCCUCUUCUCCUCCUCUCUCAGUCUCUCUCUUUGCUCCUGUUUCUUCAAUCAGCAACACUUGUCUCCCCAACAAAUGAACAAAACACAGACUAUUCUUUAUUGUAAAGAAUUCCUUUUUUGCCUACAGAGAAUUCAUAUUGCCUGAGGACUCCGCUGGAGCCUGACGGGGAUAAUUUUUAUUAUUUGACUUGAUUCUGUUGCAUCUUUACGAAGGUGCUGAUGUGUGUAUUUAAAGGAGGACGGCACAGGGAUUUGUAAUGGACAGAAAACUCUAAGUGGCGCUCCUCCAUGUAUCUUGAUGUGAUCAAGGCUUGUACAGACCGAGAGGGGGGGGGCUCUCUCUCCAACAAAGGUCUCAGAAAUAAUAAUCUUUUGAAAAAAGGUUUUUGAGGACGUUUCUCGAUUGAGGGAAUAGUUUAGAGUUGCUUUCAUUUCUUCCUUUUUUUUAUAAAAUACUCUAGCUCAGAUUUAACUUACGAAUCAAGCAUUAAGAAGAAAACAAAAAAAGCAAUUUCCACCGGGUAAUGACCUGUGAAAUAUCGAAUGUUACUAAUUCCUCUUUUAUCCCAGGAGUUUACCAACAGGUCUCGCACCAAACAUAACCUCCUCUUCAUCUCUUCCUAUCUCAAUCUGUCGUUGUCGCUCUAAUCUGUCACUACCUGAUCUUUAUUCUUUUGCUCUACAUUUCUACCUUUCGAUGUCCAGACUCACGGUGCUACGGACCAUCCAGUAACCCUGAUUCAGCUGGCUGAUGUGGGUGCUGUUAACGAACCCACGGCUUGUUGACAGACAGAUCCCCGUUUUCUGUUUUUGGAGGGGGAACUAUUUUAAAGUUUCGUUUUGUUUUCCUCUUCUGACCGUCAGGAAAGUCAGAAAUGCAGCAAGAACCUCGAAAUCAGCAACAUGUCCCGCCUUUGUCUAAACACAAGCUCAAUCUGAUUGGGCCAUGGGGGGGCGGCGCCGUUUAGCAACAUGGAGUUGAUUGGUUAAAUUUUAGGCUACAUAGUGGUUCUUUUUAUGUUUUGUGUGUUUUCUAACUGAAUCACUUUGAUCUUCUCAUGAGACUGAAGCUAAAUAUUUAGCGUCACUAACUUGAAAAAUGAAUGUUGAAAUCCUCGACCGGCUCCUGUUUGAUAACUGCUUCGUUUUAUUUUUGUACUAGAUCAAGCAUUUUCUUCGUUUUUCCUCCUCCUCCUCCUCCUCCUCCUCCUCCUCCUCCUCCUCCUCCUCUUCUUCUUCUUCCUAAACCAGAAUCACCUCCACAAGAUUUUCCUAAACAAUCCGCUCUCUUCCAUCUCAUCGCCGGACCCUGUGAUUAAAAACCACAUAUCAACAAGGAGAUUGUAAUAAAGACGUUCAUUUUCAAUCGAUCUAUCAAACAAUCAAUCCAAUAACUACAAAAAAAAUUGAGAUGAAUUUUUUUUGAGGAAUAGAAAAAAAUAACCACAUUCCUUUAAACGACGUUGUCUUUGUCGUUGCGUUUCUUUCUUCCCCAGCCUCCUUUGCCAAAAAAAAAGAAAUCUCAUGUUAAGUGUUUUGAAAGCACUGUGAUUCUCAUUCAUUUGUAACUUUCUUUUUCCUUUACUUUUUUUGGUAAAAAGAGGAAAAAAAAAUAUGAGAAUAAGUAAUAAUUAAAACGGUAUAAAAACUGUCACGACAUCCAUGUUUUUGAAGUUGGCAGCCCCGUCUUUACCAUCCCGUCAUCCUUAUUACCCAGUGUGAUUACGCCGUACAAACGUGUUACCGAUGUGUUUAGUGUCACUGGCUGUCAAAAGGUCGUCCACGGCGACCUCUCUCUCUGUGUGUGUUGACUAUAUGCAGUAUAUACUGAGCUACUGUAGCUGUUUUUGUCCUUUGUCUUCUCUGUGCUCUAUCUCUAGUG